GAACUGCAGUCCUCAUCCCGCAGCCUGUGUUGACAGGUUAGGUAUUUACGUUCACUGCUGUGUUAUGAAGUAUUAACGAUAAAUACUGUUGGAUUGAUUUUUUUACUAAAACUUAUAUCAUUUCGUCAUGGUGAAAGAAGAAACCAAGAAAGAUAAUGAAGUUAAAAAGCCUGAAGCGAAAAAGGCUGAUGCUGCCAAGGAAGUUGAACUGUCUGAUGAAGACCGGCAGCUGAAGGAGGAGCUUGAGUCUCUGGUGCUGGGGCUCCACAGCCAGCCCUACCAUGCAGCCAACAACAAGGCUGCCCUGCAGCAGAUUGCUUCUCUUAUCAAAUCAGCUACAACGUCCAUGACCAGUGUACCCAAGCCUCUAAAGUUUAUGAUUCCUCACUACAAAGAAAUGAAGGAAGUUCAUGAGAAACUAGAGAGCCCUGAGUUGCAAAAAUUUUGUUCUGACAUUUUGUCAGUGUUGUCCAUGACUGUGUCAGAGGAGCGCGAGUGUCUCAAGUAUAGACUGACUGGCCUGCGGGAGGAUGUGGGGGCAUGGGGACAUGAAUAUGUCAGGCACCUGGCUGGGGAGAUUGCAGCAGAGUGGGAGACCCUGAUGGAGGAAGAUGUGGCUAAAAAGAAUGAGCUUAUAGCUGAAGCCAAGUUAAUUGUGCCGUACCAUAUGCAGCACAAUGCUGAGGCAGAGGCAUGUGACUUGUUAAUGGAGAUGGAACAGCUCCAAAUGCUCACUGAAGGAGAUGUUGUCGACAAGGAGGCAUAUGAACGCGUGUGCCUGUACCUGACAAGCUGCGUGCCCUAUGUGCCUGAGCCUGAGAACAGCGAACUGCUGCGCACCGCCCUCGCCCUCUACAGGAAGUUCUCUCAGUACCCUCAGGCCAUGCGUCUUGCGCUGCAGCUUCAUGACAUGGCGCUCAUUUCCGAGCUUUUCCAAGAGUGCCCUGACAGACUUGUGCGCAUGCAGCUGGCAUUCAUGCUGGGCAGGCAGCAGGUGUUCCUGGAGCUACCUGACACCAUGGAGGACUGUGAGGACCUCAACGAAAUUCUCAGCAAUGCCAACCUGUCAAACCACUUCGUGGCCCUUGCCAGAGAGCUUGACAUCGUGGAGCCCAAGUCCCCUGAGGACAUCUACAAGUCGCACCUGGACACUCGGCCGUCCUUUGGCUCCAACCAGGUCGACUCUGCACGCCAGAAUCUUGCAUCUUCCUUUGUCAAUGGCUUUGUCAACGCUGCCUUUGGCACUGACAAGCUUCUCACUGAAGAUGGCAAUAAAUGGCUCUACAAAAACAAAGAGCACGGUAUGAUGUCAGCCACGGCGUCGCUGGGUCUCAUCCUACUUUGGGACGUUGACGGCGGGCUCACAAAAAUAGAUAAAUAUUUCUAUGCCUCUGAGGACUUCAUUAAAGCAGGAGCCUUGCUUGCUUGUGGCAUCGUCAGCAGCGGAGUCAGGAACGAGUGUGACCCCGCGCUGGCGCUCCUCACAGAGUUCUGCUCCCACAAGGUCCAGAUUCUGCGAGUGGGCAGCGUGCUGGGUCUUGGCUUGGCAUAUGCUGGCAGCAAUAGAGAUGACGUUAUCAAGGUGCUGCUGCCGCUGCUGACUGAUGAGAAGAGCUCGCUGGAGGUGGUGGGGGUGACGUCGGUGGCGCUAGGCCUGGUGGCCGUAGGUACCACCAACCAGGAGGUGGGCGAGGCGCUGGUCACCACGCUGCUCGCCAAGUUCCCCUUCCAACUCAAGGACCCCUUCGCCAAAUUCAUUAGCUUGGGGCUGGCUCUUACUUAUCUCGGCUGUCAGGACAAGUGUGAGGUGGUGCUGUCUUGCGUGGAGGGCCUGCCUUCCCCCUUCAGGCAGAUGACAAAGACCCUCAUUGAGGUGUGCGCAUAUGCUGGCACUGGCAACGUGCUGAAGGUGCAGGAAAUGCUGCACAUCUGCACAGAUCACUACGAGACUGACGAUUCCUCCAGCUCCUCCAAGGCCAAGGAUAAGAAGGAAAAGACCAAUAAAGAUAAGCAAGAUAAGGAGAAGAAAGAUGAGGCUGCUAAGGAGAAAGAUGCCAAGGAAAGUGAGAAGAAGGAAGAUGACAAGGAAGUGGACCUGUCGUCGCAACAGAGCAUAGCAGUUCUAGGCAUUGCUCUGAUCGCCAUGGGUGAGGACAUCGGAGCGGACAUGUGCUUCCGGCAGUUCGGUAAUUUGCUGCGGUACUGCGAGCCUGUGAUCAGGAGAGCCGUGCCACUGGCGCUGGCCCUGAGCAGUGUGAGCAACCCUAAGCUCAACAUCCUCGACACCCUCAGCAAGUUCUCUCACGACUCCGACCACGAGGUCGCCCACAACGCUAUCUUCGCCAUGGGACUUGUCGGGGCGGGCACCAAUAACGCCAGGUUGGCGGCGAUGUUGCGUCAGUUGGCACAAUACCACGCAAAGGACCCAAACAACUUGUUCAUGGUACGUCUAGCCCAGGGCUUGACGCAUCUGGGCAAAGGCACAAUGUCGCUCUCACCAUACCAUUCCAAUAGGCAGCUCAUGGCGCCCGUGGCAGUGGCUGGACUUCUUGCCACUUGCAUGGCAUUCCUCGACACCAAAACAUUGAUACUGGGCAAGAGCCACUACCUGCUCUACUGUCUGGUGUCGGCGAUGCAGCCUCGUAUGCUUGUCACCUUCGACGAGCACUUGAACCCUCUGCCUGUGGCGGUCAGGGUUGGUCAGGCUGUAGACGUGGUGGGUCAGGCUGGCCGCCCCAAAGCCAUCACGGGCUUCCAGACACACACGAGUCCUGUUCUGCUGGCCUACGGGGAGCGCGCCGAGCUCGCCACAGACGAGUACCUCCCCCUCACCCCCAUCAUGGAGGGCUUCGUCAUACUCAGGAAAAAUCCCGAUUUUCAGGCUUAGAUCAUGCCUGCCUGCUUGUAUUUCUCGAAAAUCGUAGUUUCUUUAAGGAAAAUCCAGUGAGGGUCGCAGUAGAAAUUAACAUUUUCUUAUGAAAUGGCUACUUUAAACUCAAUAAAAAUGUUAAC
Molecule: messenger RNA, 3012 nt
Organism: Hyalella azteca
Lineage: Eukaryota; Metazoa; Arthropoda; Malacostraca; Amphipoda; Hyalellidae
Gene: Rpn1
Product: 26S proteasome non-ATPase regulatory subunit 2
Exons: 16
Coding region: 128-2887 (919 amino acids)
Biological process (GO): regulation of protein catabolic process; proteasome-mediated ubiquitin-dependent protein catabolic process
Cellular component (GO): proteasome regulatory particle, base subcomplex; nucleus; proteasome storage granule
Molecular function (GO): enzyme regulator activity
Source: RefSeq, a predicted model, not a curated record